This is a messenger RNA of Micropterus dolomieu (smallmouth bass), 811 nucleotides long. RefSeq lists its product as uncharacterized. Gene Ontology annotation, biological process: negative regulation of immune response; positive regulation of T cell apoptotic process. The coding region runs from base 43 to 765 and encodes 240 amino acids. The transcript has 5 exons. Lineage: Eukaryota; Metazoa; Chordata; Actinopteri; Centrarchiformes; Centrarchidae. The record is from RefSeq and is a predicted model, not a curated record. Gene Ontology annotation, cellular component: external side of plasma membrane; membrane.
GCCAAACCUCGCCAGCCCUGCAAGCAGCACAGUUCUUCUAUCAUGGUUGACAACAUCGUCACAAAGCCUCUUGGGUUAGUUGUGAUCAUCGCAGCUCACAUGGUAUUCAAUGGCCCUAGCCGAGCUGAGGUCACUGGGCUCCUCAGUAACAACAUCACCCUUCAAUUCCCAUUUAAUGUCAGCAUCUCAAAUAACAGUCAUUUUGCAGUUUAUAUAGAUAGCAAAAAGAUUGCUGAGUAUCGACAGGGCGACAGGACAGGAGUUUUUGAUGUUUACAGCAAAAAUACUACUGUAUUUUACCACAUUACAAAUCUCAACCUAAAUGACAGUGGAUAUUAUUGGGCCAGUUUGUUUAAAGAAGGAUAUGCUGAAGAAAGUGACAAGGUGCAGCUGAUCGUCAGAGAGGAGAACAGAAGCAGCACGGUUCCUCCAGAGCUGAAUAACAACACAACACCUGAAAACAGUGAAAGGCCCAGUUUCUCUCACAUCAUCACUGUGUUUGUGGUUUCACCUGUCGUUCUGCUGGCUGCAAUAUUUCCCUGGUUGAUAUGGUGUCUUGUGAGAACACAAGACAAAGACCAACCACCACCACAGCAAACCUCUAAUCACACAGUACAAGAAAUAGUUGAGGUGUCCAACAAUGUGCCUGCACCCUCAGUGGUCUACAGCGUCCUGGACUUUCCCAAAAGACCUUCGGCAGUUUUGGAAAUAAAUCCAAAUGAUACAGAGUACGCUGCUGUCAGUUAUCUCCCAGAAAAGAUGUGAGUGUGACGUGCCACUGAAUGUAAACCAGCUGGUCUUUUCUUUGGUU